This is a messenger RNA of Panonychus citri (citrus red mite), 1894 nucleotides long. Its product is annotated as cytochrome P450 4c21-like. NCBI's taxonomy places the organism in Eukaryota, Metazoa, Arthropoda, Arachnida, Trombidiformes, Tetranychidae. Gene Ontology annotation, molecular function: iron ion binding; heme binding; monooxygenase activity. The record is from RefSeq and is a predicted model, not a curated record. The transcript has 4 exons. Bases 173 to 1744 code for a protein of 523 amino acids.
CUUUACCCAAAGAGCUGAAAUUAAUGGUUAACAAUAUUAAAACAAAGCUUUUAAAAGUCGAAUAAUUUCUCAUUGAUCACCAUUUUCCCUUUAAAUUCAAUCACUCUGAAGUUAAUUAUAAACUCAGCUUAAUCAAAUUUCUUUAACAAUCAGUUGAUGAUUUUCAGCGUUCAUGACAAGUUAUCUAAUUGAAAAGUCCAAGAAAAAAAGUUAUGGUGAUUUUCAGUCAUGUAAAUUUCCCCGAUGUAUCAGGCAUCAAUUUAGUUGUGAUUGUUUUGAGUGUUUUUGUUGUGAAAAACUUUUCAAUUUCAUCGGAUAUUUGAAGCCCUUUUUUAAACUUCCAAAGGAUCCAAAAUGUUCAUUUCUGUUUGGCGAUUCAAUUCAAUUCAUACCUGGUCUCUGGAACACAAAACUUUCUUCAGUCGCUAUAACUAAUUUUAUGAUUUCGAAUGCUUCAAAUCACCAAAUCAAAUCGGGCCUACACGCAUUUUGGCUUGGAUGGUGGCCUAUGGUUGUGAUUAAUGACCACAAAUGUGUUGAAGAAUUGAUUAGUUAUAGUGCUAUAAUAAGUAAACCCCCUUUCUAUAAAUUCAUGGGACUUAAAGAUGGUUUGAUAACUUCGACAGGUGAAAAAUGGAAAAUGAGACGAAAAAUGAUUGAACCUUUUUUCGUUAGUAAACAACAGAAAAGAUUUGCACUGACCAUUGACGAAGUGUUUGAUUUAUUGGUAAACGAAGAUGAUUUUUGUAACCAGGGAAAAUAUCUAACCCUUUGUCACAAAGUCCAUUUAGCAACAGCUGAUAUUAUCAUGAAAGUGACUGCAGAUUUACCAAUAGAUUCAGAAAAAGAGAGAAAACUUGAUUCAGUUGAGGCAAUCGAUUUAAUGGAAAGAUCUACAAUAGUCAGAUUGUGUAACCCUUUUUUAUGGAGCGAUCGAAUUUUCAAUAUGACAAGAUUUGGUAAAAAGUGUACCAAAAUGGCUAACCUAGGGUACGAAUUCAUCGAAAUCGCUAUCAACAAUAAUCUGGACCAUAAUUCGAAUGAUAUUGAUGAUCAGUCAGGAUUGUUUUCACCUUUCAAUUUAGUCAAUAUACUCAAUUCUCAUAAAGGUAAAAUCGAUUCAUCAGGGAUAAGCGAAGAGAUCUUGACCACAGUUGCAGCGGGACAUGAGACCACUGCCACUGCUCUGAAAUGGACCCUGUUCAUAUUAGGCAAUCGUAUUGAUAUACAAGAAAAAUUGUAUCAAGAGAUUUCAUCAAUUUUUGAUGACAAAGAAUCUGUAAAUGACAUUGUAAAGAUUAAAGAUUGUGAAUAUCUCGAUAAAUGUCUCAAAGAGUCGAUGAGACUUUACCCGCCGGUACCAUUUAUAGGAAGAGAAUUGGAUGAGCCAAUUGAGAUAAAUGGUUAUUAUUUACCGAAAGGACCUACAACCAUGAUUAACAUUCUUAGUAUCCAUCGAGAUCCUCGAAUUUAUCCCAACCCGACCGAAUAUGAUCCAGAGCGUUUCGAUCCAUCAAAUUUACCAAACAUUCCCAAAGGAGCUUAUAUACCUUUCGGAGUAAUGCCAAGAAAUUGUAUCGGUUAUCGAUUUGCUUUAAUCGAAAUGAAAAUUUUUCUUAUUCAUUUGAUAAGAAGAUAUGAAAUUUUCUCAGCCAAGAAACUCGAAGACGUUUCUUUCACAAUGGACACCUCUUUAAAGCCUUCAUUUCCAUUGGAAAUUAUGCUCCGAAAACGAUCGAAUUGAUAAGAAAUCAUGAAAAAAAGUAAUAGAUUAAUCAUUAGAUUAAUUGUCAGAGAGAUAAUUCCUAUCAUAGUUUAACUCAAUGUAAAACUCUUACGAUAAGUUAAAAAUAAAUGCUUCUCUGUAUGAAUCAUGCUAUAACUUUCAUCUUUA